This is a messenger RNA of Rhododendron vialii, 2823 nucleotides long. RefSeq names its product O-fucosyltransferase 23. The record is from RefSeq and is a predicted model, not a curated record. The coding region runs from base 1307 to 2623 and encodes 438 amino acids. NCBI's taxonomy places the organism in Eukaryota, Viridiplantae, Streptophyta, Magnoliopsida, Ericales, Ericaceae. Gene Ontology annotation, biological process: pollen-pistil interaction. The transcript is spliced from 2 exons.
CCCCGGGGCCGGCCCUGUGAAUCUGCAUACCUUUUUUAUUUCCUUGCUUUUUUGAGAGUUAUAUCAAGACAACGCUUUCUGUUAUUCUGCUAUUAAAGUAGUUUCUAUGGUGACAACUUAUUUCCAUACUACUUAGUUUCACAUUGUGACAACUUAUUUUUAUGCCCCUACCUAUUGUCAAGUUCUUGCUGUAAAAUUUCCCCACUCCUUUGGGUUUUCUAAUGUCUGUGUUUUCAUUUUAGAGAAAUCGAUAUGGUCUAAUUUUAAUUAGAGCUGCCUUCGAUUAUGUGGAGAGUUUGAUAAAUUUGUGGGAUUAGUUAUGUGAUGAUCACUGUUAGGAUUACAUGGGUGUGUAAAGUUGCUUUCUUACGCCUGUAGCCACAACCGUGCGUAGGUACAUCAAAAUGUUUAGACUUACAAUGAUAAGAUUUAUCAAGGAUCAUAUUAUUAGUCCAUUUAAGUAAAUUUUAGUUGUAUAAACAUUGGUUACAAAUUAAAUAGUGGUAACUAGGAAUAACACUCCAAGACAGAGAGACACCUAAGCUCAACAACUCAGAUGUAAAUUUGAUCAUGCAAUAGGGUGGAAUGACUAAUUUUUUAGCCAUGUUGAAAUAACCUCUAAUCUAGAUCAUUCGGUACUCGUCGUUUUACCACUUUUCAUUGGAUGCAAGGUUUGAUAUUUGCAGUGUCAUUUUAUUGGAAAGCGCCUUUAGGCUCAGGCAAUUCGGUAGUUUUGACAACCUCUUUCACUUCCCUUUCUUUGUUUUCCCAUUGCCAAUUCCCCGGCAUUUGCUUCCCUUCUUUUGGAAUUUCUUUUUUCACUCCUUUGCAUUUUUCCAUAGUUUACUUGUUGCUUUAACCACUCUGGAUUUUACUGAUUCCAGAACUGUCUUGUACCUUGUUAGUUGUCAUGAUUGCGAUGGGCAUGGGUCGGUUAGCUUUUGGUUUAUGGGGAUUUUGCCUUUUCUGGAUUCCUCUAUAUGCAUCAUUUUGAUUUCCUUGGCAUUUCUCAUCGAGAUUUCCUCAGAAUUCUGAGCCCUGUAUCAGAUCAUUAUACUACCAUUUUGCAUCGAAGUUUGGGUCUUGGAAUCACGCUGUCUAGAUUUCUUGCAGAUUUAAACACAAACGUUGAGCUCAAGAUCCUUCUGAUGACCAUAGGUUGAAACUGUUGUCCUGCUGAGGUGUUCUGGAUUUUAUUGGUAUGGGAUUCUUAUGGUGUAUUGAAUGACAAUUUUGGUUGGGAGAGAGGUUCUAUUUUGGAUGGUUUGAAUGAUUAGACUAAUGGGUUUUCACAAUUGAAUCUCGAAUGGACUACUUGAAUCGUAAUCAGUUCAGAUUCUUCAAAACACAUUGGAAUUCUGUGACAUGUAGAUGUGUUGCUUUGCUUGUCAUUGUUCUGGUCCUUCGAGCUGUUCUAUUUCCUACAUUCCUAGGAUUUCCAAGAAUAGAAAAUGGCGACGUUGUGAUGAUCCAUAACCAUUCUUUGUUUCUAAAUCCGGAGUUUGGAAUUCGGAAAAUCAAGUUCUUGGAAGUUCCUCAGAUUGUAUGGGGUUUAAACAAUCAGAAGAUUGCUUUUGCAAGAUCAUGUCUAACUGCAAGAAUGCUGAAUCGUACUCUUUUGUUGCCAAGCCUAAGUGCUUCAUUAUUUUACAAAGAAAUUGAUCAACUGCAACCUAUUUCAUUUGACAAGGUGUUCCAAUUCGAGAGGUUCAAUUUACAUUGCAAGGGAUUUGUCCAAUUAGGGCGAUAUUCGGAUAUUUCAAACCGGACUGAUGUUAUUGAGCUUCAAAAGGGUAGUGGAAGGAAAUGGACAGUUGAUAGAGAUUUGGACCAAUUGAAACAGUUUAGCAACGAUCCAUACAAUGGAUAUGAGAUAAUCCGUGUUGCUGGGAAAAACCCUUUUCUGUGGCAUGAUCACUGGCCUAUUAGAGAUUAUGCCAAGGUCUUCGAAUGCUUAGUUUUAGUGGACGAAAUAUCCAAUGAAGCGGAUAGAGUUGUUUCUAAGAUUAGAGAGAUAGGAAGGGGGUUAAGAAGAGACUGUGUUUCAGAGAAUUGUAAAUUGGAGACAGUGCCUUAUAUUGCUGUUCACAUGCGGAUAGAGAAGGACUGGAUGAUUCACUGUAAAAAGCGGGAGCAAAGAUCAAAUAUCCGUGACAUCUGCAGCAGUAAGGAGGAGAUCAUGGAGAGAGUUGGGAAAAUCAUGGGUCCGAAAGCCCCAACCAUUGUUUACCUCGCUGUUGCAGAUAGCCUUCUUGAAGAUAAUUCCAUCUUGAAUGGUUGGAAGAAAGGGUUGGUUCCUUUUGAGAAGAAGAAAUUGGGAGUAGUGGGGAUGUACAAGAAGUAUCCUUAUCUCAUUCAAUCGGCAAUAGAUUACGAGGUUUGCUUAAGAGCUGAUGUUUUUGUGGGGAACAGCUUUUCCACGUUUUCUAGUCUUAUAGUUCUUGAGAGAAGUCAGAAGAUGAUUAGGGAGGGUGUCACAACUUCAUGUGCAAUGGAUGUCAGGUGGCCUUCCUAUGCCUAUAAUAUUUUAGGGGAAUCUAAUGGCCCUCAUAGAUGGAUGACAAAUAUAUCUGCUUUGAAUCUACAAGCAAUUAGCUACGGUUCUAACGAUAUCUGUUGUUGAAGAAUUUAUGUGCAGUUUUAGUGCGCAUUUUCAUGAACCGGUGUGGAUAAUAGGGUUCUGCUUUUUGAAUUUUUGUUGAUGCUUUACAGUGAACAUUGGUUAGUAUAGUUACAUUGACUCUUUGUGUAAAGAAAGAUCGACAAUAGAUAUCUGAAAAGAGCAUUUUGAUAAUAAUAUGUUGUUGGCAGUUAUAAGGUAAA